This is a messenger RNA of Lachnellula hyalina, 1599 nucleotides long. RefSeq lists its product as uncharacterized. The record is from RefSeq and is a predicted model, not a curated record. The coding region runs from base 1 to 1599 and encodes 532 amino acids. Gene Ontology annotation, molecular function: protein binding. The transcript is spliced from 3 exons. Lineage: Eukaryota; Fungi; Ascomycota; Leotiomycetes; Helotiales; Lachnaceae.
AUGGACCCCACCGGAAGUUCGACGUCGUGUGAGGGAAACAUCCCCACCCUGGAUAUUCCCAUGGACAACAAUCAUACCUACCUCCAUGGACGGCUUGACCCCGGCCGCGAUGAGAGUCUGUGGGGAUUGGAAUCUGUAGAGGCAAGGGAGCCCGAGAGGGAGCUUCCUAGAGUAGACGACAACUCCCUCCUCUCGACCCAAAAUGGAAAGUUAAGCCGUGAAACUAUUCAGUUAUGUCCUUUAAUAGAUGCACCUCUUCCCGCAAAGCCCCAUCAGAGCUACCUGGUAGCUCUCCCUUCCGAGCUUAUUGAUCACAUCCUAGGCUUCCUGGAUCCUACCGAGCUCGCCAUCAUAUCCUCAGUUUGCCACAUUUUAUAUGCCCACGCUAAAUCCGACAUCAAUUGGUACCGUCACGUCCAGGAGAAUGUUCCUGGAGUCCAAAUUACGUCGCCAUCUCCGUGUAAGAGCUACCGAGAUCUUUACGUGUCCCAUGAUCCAUAUUGGUUCUUAUCAAAGUACAAGAUAUGGUUCUGUGAUUACUUUCUCACGGGUAAGAUCAUUAUCGCUCGCUAUGAUCCUCGCCGUGGAUGCUUGGAAGGAUAUCGAUUGCUUGCGGAACGACCUGCUCCAGCCUUUGAGCCAUGGGAGGCAGAUGAUGAGGUCCUUAUCCACUCUUUCACCCCAAAGUGCCGUCUACAUCUAGACCAUCCAGUGGUUCACCUCGAUGCCAGGUCCUCGGCAUCUCAGAUUUCAUCAAAAUCCAGAUCAGUUCAUUCUUCCAACGUCGAGAUAACGAUGCAGAGCAACGAAAGAAAUGGUGUAUUCUCAAAUUUCUUACUGACUCGAGCUGUACAAGUGCGUCCAAACAUGCAACUCUGGCCUCCACCGAACAUCCCAGCUCGUCAGCGUGUACGGACUGCAAGCCAAGAAGCCUUUGUUGGCUCUGGACACAAACCGCAGAAGCGUUCCCAAGUGUCGACCCAGGCAUUCCGAAUCAGACGAUGGAUGGAAAUGACCAGCCAAAAUGGUCCUGGCGUUCACCUUGGUGAAGAAGUCUAUACAUAUGCCACCCUGGAUCCAAAGGUCUAUACUCCCACAGAAGAGAAGCCAUACAGAGGCAUAUGGGUGGGUGAUUUCAGUGGUCACGGGUGCGAAUUCUUGCUCAUCAACCAGCCCGAUGACGAGCCUUUUGACGAAGCAUCCGUCGUGCAGGCCGAAGACGAGACUGUGGAAGAAUGGGAAGCAAGAAAGGUAGAAGAAAGGAUCUACCGAGGAAGCCUAGAAGCUAUCAAAUUAACCGGAGACCCGAAUGUGCCGCGAGGAGAAUACACAUUCAUCUCCGAUGAUAUCGGGAAGGAUGGAUUCAUUCGUACAGCAACAGAGGCGAGGUUCAAUGGUGCUAGGAUCGUGAAGAGUAGAGGGCAUGUUGCAGCAAGGAUGUUUCGAGAUGACAAAUACAUCGAGAGUCAGCUGAUCAUGAUUUCACAUAAUCGACUGGCUCAGUAUUGGGUAGAAUUUGGACAUAUCAGCUUCUUCGAACGAGUCGACAUAGACCAGUUCCUCUCGCCAUCCAACAAUCCUGUCAACGAGACAUCCUAA